UGGAAGGUACCGUAGGAGUGUAUUGCAAUGCAAAGCGAUGCUGUCAGUCAGUGUGUGCUUUCCUCAUUUGCUUUACCCUACAGACACAGUGCGCGCGCAAUUUCAAAGCAAUCAAUAUACGUGAUACGUGUAGAUACGCGACCUCGGUCUACGUUGUAGAAGGGCGUUCUUACGUCUGUACGAGAAUCAUUCAAGAGAUCCUGGCCACGAAAUAGCGCUCCCUGACAUGUCGAGCAAGGUGUCGCGCGAGACGCUGUACGAAUGCGUCAACGCUGUACUCCAGUUUGCCAAGGACAAGAAGCGUAACUUCUUGGAGACGGUGGAACUCCAGAUCGCUCUAAAGAACUAUGACACGCAGAAGGACAAGCGGUUCGCCGGUUCCAUCCGGCUCAAGUACGUCACGAGGCCGAAUAUGCAGGUGUGCGUGCUAGGUGACCAGCAGCACUGCGACGAAGCUAAGGUCCUCAACGUGCCCUGCAUGGACGCCGAGGCUUUGAAGAAGCUGAACAAGAACAAGAAGAUGGUCAAGAAACUGGCCAAGAAGUAUGAUGCAUUCCUCGCCUCGGAGUCCCUCAUCAAGCAGAUCCCACGUCUCCUGGGCCCCGGGCUGAACAAGGCGGGCAAGUUCCCCAGUCCGCUAUCCCACCAGGAGUCCAUGUCGCAGAAGAUCGACGAAGUGAAGGCGACUGUAAAGUUCCAGAUGAAGAAAGUGCUCUGUCUAUCAGUGGCGGUCGGCAACGUUGACAUGGCCGCCGAUGAGCUCGCUCAGAAUGUGCAUUUGUCGGUCAACUUCUUGGUGUCCCUGUUGAAGAAGCACUGGCAGAACGUCCGGUCGCUGCACAUUAAAUCCACCAUGGGACCAUCCCAGAGAUUGUACUAAUUAUAUACUAUUUUUAAUUAUGUGUCCAGUGACGUAAGUUUCAUAUACCUAUGCAUAAAACAGUGCAUACUUUACCCUUAGAUAGGUUUAGGGUCCAUAGAUAGGUUUUAAAAAUAAACAAUAAAUAAGAAAGCGCCAUCUAAUUAAAUUUACUAUAUGAAGUUCGCGCGAUAAAAGGUUAGGCACCAUUAAUUAAACAUAAGAUAUUUUUACAAUAGAAUUUAAAUCUCAAGUAGCUACUACUAGUUAUAUCCAGGUAGACGUUUACAUCGUCAGGCAAUUAUUUAUCAAUUGAAAUAAACGGCUCUUAGGACUCGUAUGUAAAUAAGCAUGGUUAAAAAUGCAUAUCUUAUUUAGUUGGGUGUUCCUACACUGUGUGGCAUAUAAUUGAGUGCGUGUAUUUACCCGAUUUGCAUUGUUCCGCAUGAAUGUCUGUGCUUAUUUGCACGGAAUUUGAAUUUUAUUGAUUUAUUGGUAUUUUAGUGGUUUUACCGCCUUAAUUUUUUAUUUAAAUAUUAUAAUUAACGUAUUUAAAUACCUACCUUAUUGCUUAUACUUAUAAUAUUAACCCACCAAAAAACCAGCUAAAGGUUGAGAAGUAACAGGCGGGUGCGCGAGAUAACUUUAUAUUGCAGACUUCAUUUUGCGAACGAUCCCUGUUCGGUCGGAUUAUAUUUUCUUGUGGCCGUUCAAGACAAAAUAAUGCCGUAUUACUUAAUGACAAACUUCGAGGUUUGUAGUAAUUUAUGAAUACAAUAUGAGAUGGCGCUAAACAAAUAAUCACAAGUUUGUAUUUUCAAAAAAUAAGUAAACCAAUCAAAAGUUGUUCAAAUUAUGGUAAAUCAUAUAAGUUUACCAGGUGCUCAUUGGAAACUGAAAAAAUAAAAUUGUUUUUAUUUAGUGUUCAUUUAUCAAAAUGUAAUAUUUUUUUUAUUUUAAUCAUCAUCAUCGGAAACCUAUUAAUGUCCCAUCGCUAGGCGCAGGCGUCCUCUCCCAUGGAAGAGAGGGUUUUUAGAGCAUUCAAUUUAUCCGUUUCACACUACAUAAAUGAUAUAAUCGCCUUCUUCGUAUUAAAUCAUUGAAAAAAAAAAUUAAAGUACCUAUGUACUGCGCAGGUCUAUCGUCAGGGGGCUCUUUACGUAUGCGAAUUGCGAUCUACAAGGUAACAAUGCGGCAGUGGCGUGCACUUGCAUAAAAACAUAGUAUGUAACUUCCCCUAUAAGUAAAUUUUGUAAAACCCUUCUAUAUUAUUCGUUUUGAAUUGUUUCUGUUUCACGCUCUACCAUUACGAAGAAACCCUGAGCACGCCUGCUCACGUAUCAUUAUCAUCAAAACAUUAAUAAAUCGAUAUUUUUUAAUAAAAUGCAUUGUUUCUUUUUUCAAAUCCAUGCUAUUAUGUAAGCUAUAUGUACUAAAAUAUGGCAGAGCUAGUAAAAAUACUUACAGGGCAGAUUUUUUAAACUUGAUAGUCAUAUCUUUGUCUAGUGAGUACUAUUUGAUUAGGGAUUGAUAAGAUAAUUUGAAUUACUUCUAAGACAAAUAAACUGUUUAUUUAAUAAAAUAACGCGUUUCACUGUUAGGUUAUAAUAGC
Messenger RNA from Pararge aegeria (speckled wood butterfly), 2471 nucleotides. Its product is annotated as 60S ribosomal protein L10a-like. Gene Ontology annotation, cellular component: large ribosomal subunit. The record is from RefSeq and is a predicted model, not a curated record. Gene Ontology annotation, molecular function: RNA binding; structural constituent of ribosome. The coding region runs from base 227 to 880 and encodes 217 amino acids. Gene Ontology annotation, biological process: translation. Lineage: Eukaryota; Metazoa; Arthropoda; Insecta; Lepidoptera; Nymphalidae. The transcript has a single exon.